Molecule: messenger RNA, 579 nt
Organism: Oreochromis aureus
Lineage: Eukaryota; Metazoa; Chordata; Actinopteri; Cichliformes; Cichlidae
Product: gamma-crystallin M2-like
Exons: 3
Coding region: 37-561 (174 amino acids)
Biological process (GO): visual perception; lens development in camera-type eye
Molecular function (GO): structural constituent of eye lens
Source: RefSeq, a predicted model, not a curated record
GCCCUGAAAACAUGGGGAAUCUCUCCAACGGAGACCAUGGGCAAGAUUAUCUUUUACGAGGACAAGAACUUCCAGGGUCGCUCCUAUGAGUGCAGUAAUGACUGCACAGACCUUCACUUGUACUUCAGCCGCUGCAACUCCAUCAGGGUAGAGAGUGGCUGCUUUAUGAUCUAUGAGCGCCCUAACUUCAUGGGCCACCAGUAUUUCAUGAGGAGGGGAGAGUAUCCUGACUACCAGAGGUGGAUGGGCUUCAGCAGCUGUAUCCGCUCCUGUAGGAUGAUUCCAGUGUAUCGAGGUUCCUACAGAUUGCGUAUCUAUGAGAAGCCUGACUUCAGUGGUCACAUGAUGGAGUUCAUGGAUGACUGUCCCUGUGUGUCUGACCGUUUCCAUCACCGCCAUGUCUACUCCUGUAAUGUUAUGAAUGGCUACUGGAUCUUCUACGAGUACCCCAACUACCGAGGCAGACAGUACUUCCUAAGACCCGGGGAGUACAGGAGGUACCGCGACUGGUGCGCCACCUGCGCCAUUGUCGGCUCCUUCAGGAGAGUCACCGAAUUUUAGCCAUCAACUGAAACCUUG